AUGGCUACAGUUAUGUAUUUUGGUUUUGUUGUUAUUACACUGGCCAUGGGAUCCACCUCCGCCUCCGCCUCCGCCUCCACCUCCACCUCCACCUCCGCCAAAUUCAGCAUCCCAUUUCUCGGUGAUAAAGUGUGCAAAGUAGUUGUUUGUGGAAAAGGAAAGUGCGUGGCUUCGAAUAGUAGCAGUCUUGGAUACGAGUGUGAAUGCGAGAAAGGGUGGACACAAUCACGCCCACAUGAUAGCGACUCCUUCAAAUUCCUGCCUUGCGUUGUUCCCUACUUCAAUUUCAGCGGUGAUAAAGCUCCUACUCCUGCUCCUGCUCCUGCACCCAGCCACAACAAUUCAAGCUUUAUUGAUCCCUGCUCGUGGACUAACUGUGGAGGAGGCACGUGCAAGAAGACGUCCAUGCUCACUCACACGUGUGAGUGUAACGAGGGCUAUUACAACUUGUUCAAUUCCACUUCUUUCCCAUGCUUAAAAAAGCGUGCAAUUGGAGGGGACAGCCCGGAUUCAGGAAACAACACGACGAACUCAUCGGAUCGACAAAGCUCCAGUGAAGUUGCUGAUAGUGGUGAGAAAUUUUCUAGCAAUGUUGCAUUAGCUUUUGUUUCAUUGUAA
This is a messenger RNA of Salvia splendens (bonfire salvia), 618 nucleotides long. RefSeq lists its product as uncharacterized. Lineage: Eukaryota; Viridiplantae; Streptophyta; Magnoliopsida; Lamiales; Lamiaceae. The record is from RefSeq and is a predicted model, not a curated record. Bases 1 to 618 code for a protein of 205 amino acids. The transcript is spliced from 5 exons.